GGCACUCCUCACAAACACAUCCAUUUCCCUUCUUCUCCAGCUCCAUCGCCGGCCGGUGAGGGCAAGCUAGCAAGAGGCGAUCUCGCCCACUCAGCGCGGUUUGCUCUGUAAAUGUCUGGAGGCCUGCCCGGUUUCGUCGAGGUGUCGUCCGGGCUCGAGGUGGCAUUGGUUCCUGUCGUAGACGCUGUAGUCGUUUUCUUUUUGAAGCUGUGCUCAUCCCCGUCGCCGGAGAAGAAGCUGCGAGCUUGCACCGGAGGUUUCAUCAACGAAGGUUGAAUUGAUCUUCCUUUCAAGUAUUAUUACACAAAGAGAGAAACUGAAGAACUUCUAAAGGAUCUCAGGAAAAACAAACAAGACGAAACGUCAAGUUUCAGAAAGCUCACUGAAGAUGGUGAUGGCUCCGAACAGCAUCGACUCGAAGACCAUAUCACCCAUCACUGAAGAUGGGUCCAUGGACAGGCGUGGGAACCCGGCAGUCAAGGCAAAAACUGGGAAAUGGAAAUCUUCCAUCCUGCUUCUAGUGAACUACGGACUUGUGACAUGCGCCUUCUUCGGCGUCGGGGUGAAUCUGGUGGUGUUCCUCCGGAGGGUGCUCCACCAGGACAACGCCGAGGCUGCUAACAGCAUCAGCAAAUGGACCGGCACUGUCUACAUCUUCUCCCUCAUUGGUGCCUUCAUGAGCGAUUCCUACUGGGGCCGCUACAUCACCUGCGCCAUCUUCCAGAUGAUCUAUGUCACGGGCCUGGUGAUACUGUCGCUCGCUUCAUGGUUCCUGCUGGUGAAGCCGUCAGGGUGUGGCGACCCAGAGACGCAGUGCAAUCCACCGUCAACGGCAGGGGUGGCGUUGUUCUACCUGUCCACAUACAUGAUCGCGUUCGGGAACGGCGGUUACCAGCCAUCCAUUGCGACGCUGGGGUCGGACCAGUUCGACGAGACUGACCCGGACGAGGCGCGCUCCAAGGUGGCCUUCUUCAGCUACUUCUACCUGGCCCUCAACGUGGGCUCCCUCUUCUCCAACACGGUGCUUGUGUACUACGAGGAUGCGGGCCAGUGGGUCAUGGGGUUCUGGGUCUCCACGGGCGCGGCAACGCUGGCGUUGGUGCUCUUCCUCCUCGGCACCCCCAACUACCGCUACUUCAAACCCAGCGGCAACCCGCUGACCCGCAUCGCGCAGGUGCUCGUCGCUGCGUGCCGCAAGUGGCGCACCGACGCGCCGGCCCGCGGCGAGCUGCUCCAUGAGCUGGACGGUGACGAGGCGUACAGGGAGGCCGGCAUCCGGAAGAUCCUGCACAGCGACCAGCUCAGGUAUCUUGACAAGGCCGCGACGGUGACUGAGGAGGACUACUGCCAGCAGGAAAACUUGAAAAACCCAUGGAGGGUCUGCACAGUGACGCAGGUGGAGGAGGUGAAGUGCAUCCUGAAGAUGCUGCCCAUCUGGCUGUGCACCAUCGUGUACUCGGUGGUGUUCACCCAGAUGGCCUCAUUGUUCGUGGAGCAAGGCACCACCAUGAACACCAGCAUCGGGUCGUUCCACGUGCCGGCGGCGAGCAUGUCGGUGUUCGACAUCUUGAGCGUGCUGGCGUUCAUUGCCAUCUACCGACGCGUGCUGGUGCCGGUCAUGGCAAGGCUGUCGGGGAACCCGCAGGGGCUGACGGAGCUUCAGCGCAUGGGCGUCGGGCUCGUGAUCGGCAUGGCAGCAAUGGUGGUGGCGGGCGUGGUGGAGGUGGAGCGGCUGAAGCGGGUGCCCGCGUCCAUGCCGGAUCAGCCAAGCUCCCUGAGCGUGCUGUGGCAGGUGCCGCAGUACGCGCUGAUCGGGGCUUCUGAGGUGUUCAUGUACGUGGGGCAGCUAGAGUUCUUCAACGGACAGGCACCCGACGGUGUCAAGAGCUUCGGCAGCUCGCUGUGCAUGGCAUCCAUCUCGCUCGGGAACUACGUCAGCAUCAUGCUGGUCAGCAUGGUCACCACCCUCACCGCCGGGGACAGGAGGCCCGGCUGGAUCCCGGGGAACCUCAACUCCGGCCACCUCGACAGGUUUUACUUCCUCCUCGCUGCGCUCUCACUCGUCGACCUCGCCGUGUACGUGGCCUGCGCGAUGUGGUACAAGGGCAUCAAGCUCGACAGCAACGGAGAAAGGGGAAAAGUGGCCGUGCACGUUUAGGACUUUUGGCCCGUUAAGUAUUUCAGUGGGCUCGCUAUUUGCUCAGCAGAAGUGUAAUGGGUUGGCGAUCGGUUUUCCCAAAGUUAUUACAUAAUAAUAAGUGUGUCUGUCAUC
Molecule: messenger RNA, 2272 nt
Organism: Lolium perenne
Lineage: Eukaryota; Viridiplantae; Streptophyta; Magnoliopsida; Poales; Poaceae
Source: RefSeq, a predicted model, not a curated record